Messenger RNA from Chlamydomonas reinhardtii, 3490 nucleotides. RefSeq lists its product as uncharacterized. NCBI's taxonomy places the organism in Eukaryota, Viridiplantae, Chlorophyta, Chlorophyceae, Chlamydomonadales, Chlamydomonadaceae. The record is from RefSeq and is a predicted model, not a curated record. The transcript is spliced from 14 exons. Gene Ontology annotation, biological process: peptidoglycan biosynthetic process. Gene Ontology annotation, molecular function: ATP binding; D-alanine-D-alanine ligase activity; metal ion binding. The coding region runs from base 385 to 2424 and encodes 679 amino acids.
CCUGAUUAGAUGGUUUCCCCAUACACUUCGUCGAAAACACGAGAACUUUGCGAAACGUAGACCAGGUUACUUGGUUCUAUAUAAACAGUACUCAAACGUACUCCUGCGCACGCUGCUGAUAUUAUCAUAGGUAACCGCGUUCUAUCACGCCGCAUCGGGUCCAGGUUGUCAAUUAAGCUCCAGCUCAAUUAAGCGGGCUGUUCACAGCGGUCGGGUAUUGCGCGCAAGUGCUGCUGUAAGUGGAGUCGUUUCAGUCCUCCCGAGUCGUUUCAAGCCAUCCCGGACUCAGCGGACCUUACUGUUGCCACAUUUCGGAGCCAUCGGAAGUGCGCCUUUCCUAGUACCCGGUCGACUGGUCUGUCACAUAUUUGUCCGUUCUUGGUCAUGGAGGAAGACGCGGUGGUAGCCCCUGUGCACGAGCCCCUUUCCGGCAAAUUGGUGAACGAACCGCACCGCAAGCUGCGCGUUUGCGUGCUUCACGCUUCUCUGGAGGGCAGCUGUUCUACGUUUAAGGAUGUUGAUCCGCACGCGAAGCCGGAGGCGUACGACCCGCAUGGGCGCUACGAGUGGAGUGCUGCGUUCCUGCGCAAGGCGACGUCAGUGGCUCAGCUUUUGGAGCUGGUGCCAGAAGUCAUACAGCAGGGCAGCGCCGGGGUUAAGGCGACGCCCGAUGUGUUCCUCAACCUGUGUGAUGGCGGCUGGGAUGAGGACCGCGCCGGCAAGGAGGUCGUGGAGGCUCUGGAGCGGCUCAACCUACCGUACACGGGCGCCAACGCGGCUUUUUAUGAGCCAUCUAAAAUAGAAAUGAAAAUGGCGGCGCACUACUACGGAGUGAAGGUGCCAGCUUGGGUGCACAUCCAGUGCGGUGUUGGGCGGCGGGGCGUGGAGGCGGGUCUGGAGGCUGUGCUGGCGCCCCCCUCGCGUGGUGGCCUGCGUUUCCCGCUCAUUGUCAAGCACCCCAGCGGCUACGGCUCUGUGGGCAUGACUAAGGACUCCAAGGUGCACAACGAGGAGCAGCUCCGCGCACAGGUGGCACGCUUUGUGGGCAGCUUUGGCGGCGCGCUGGUGGAGGAGUUCAUCCAGGGCCGCGAGUUCACGGUACUCGUGGUGGAGGAGCCGGGUGCUGCUGCUGACGUGGGCGGCGAUACGGACCCGGACCUUACCUCGUUCCGUCCCGUGGCAUACACACCCGUGGAGUGCGCCUUUGGCCCGGGCGAGGACUUCAAGCACUUUGACCUCAAAUGGACCGACUACGAGUCACUGUCCUGGCGGCCAUGUGCAGACCAGGAGCUGUCGGAGAGGCUCAAGGUGGCAGCAUGCGACACGUUUCGGGCGACUCGCGGUGUCAGCUACGGAAGGUGUGACUUCCGGGUGGACGGCGCCGGGGAGAUUUACCUGCUGGAGAUCAACCCCAACUGCGGCGUGCUGUACCCACCCGGGCUGCACGGCUCGGCAGACUAUAUCCUGUCUCUGGACCCAGAGCACGACCACGCACACUUCCUGGCCACCAUCUUCGCCACAGCUAUCUCACGCCACAGCAUGCGCCAGCCCAAGGUGGCACCCGUGUUCUUUCGGUGCCCACCCCGCUCUGUGCCGACGCCCAUGGCGGCGCGGCCUCAGCAUCAUCAGCAGCAGCCGAAUGGAGUGGAGGAGGAUGCGCCGGGGACGCCAAGUUGCGAGGCGGCCGCGACUUCGGCGGCCGCUGCCGUAACCGCGGUGACGGCGGCUCUCACCCUGGAGGACCAUACGGAUGGAGUCGUGACUGCCACCGCCAGUAGCGGCAGUGACAGCGGUAGCAACAGCAGCACAGCAAGUGGCUCGAGCAGCCCCUCGCGGAUCUCCAAGGGCAGUGGGGCAUCUGCGGUCAAUGGCGCCGCGGGCGGCGGCAAGGGCUUGCAGGCGGCAGCGGCUGGCUCAGACGCGGCUGACGGGGUCGGCGCUGGCGGCUGGGGCCUGGUUGCGCUCGUGCCCAUCCGGGCGGGUGAGGUGGUACAGCGAAACGAGCAGCGUCCAGUGGUGCUGGCCAGCAGCGGCUUUGUGAAGCGCAGCUGGCCGGUGGGCUCGCGGCAGAGGGAGUGGUUUGAGGCGUACGCAUACCCCAUCGGCGACGAGGUGUAUGUGACCUGGUCGGACGACCCCACCUCGUGGGCGCCACUCAACCACUCGUGUGACCCCAACUGCUGGCUGCGCGGUCUGGAUCUGGUGGCACGUCGCAGCAUCGCGCCGGGCGAGCAGAUCACAGCGGACUACGCCACCUUCUGCGCCGGGCCCGACAUGGCGGCCUUUGCGUGCGACUGCGGCGCGAGCUGCUGCCGGCGCCGCGUCACAGGCGGGGACUACCUUCAGCCCUGGGUGGGCGAGCGCUACGGGCAGCAUGUGAGCCCCUUCGUGGCCGCAGUGCGGAAGCGGGCGGGGCUUGCUUGAUGUGGUGCCCGAGGAGCGCGUUGGUGAGGGCCUCGUGAGGGCGGCGGGCCAUGGCGCUACUUGAGCCUGUGAUGCUUAAGCCGGGCGCUUACACGGCUGUGCUCGUGUGAGUCUGUAUGCGCGCUGCAAUCUUUGGUUGGCCUGUUGUGUAGGGUAGAUACUAGAUAGGCACUGUUUGGGGGUUUUGAUUAUGAAAGCAAGCUGCGGAACCUCGUGGCCAAGUUACGACGAUAAUAGUGUGUAUUUAUGUAUAUGUGUUUACCCUGCAUGGUAUUUUUGCUAGCACGUGUGUUUUGAAGCUCGGAUUCUCGGACGGGAAUGCCUUCUCGAUCACUGCGAGGUGCUCCGAGGCAGUAGGGAUUGCUGCAUGAAGGGUGUACUGCUCCGGACCGUCAGGACAUGCGCUGAUUGAACAAGCUAGCUCAUAUAUGCGUGAUUUUGUUGCUUACAAGCACGUUUAUCACACUUAUGCGGUUCAGAGUAGGACUCUGGGAGGGACAGAAGCUAGCUGCCAAGCAACGGAAGUUAGCUGCCUUCCUUUCCUCGGCUCAACCAGUUGCGAAACACAUAGAUGGCCUAGCUGAUUAUCCUACCCUUGCCUGCGGACUACGAAGAGUUCGUGGGGCCACAUGGACUAGUCGACGCCAUGUAAGUGCUGGUGACAUGCACGGCACGGGACAUGGGCUACUGUUGGUCAUGCAUGUGUGCGUGGCAUUCAUUGAGUAUCUUAAAAUGUGUAUGAAUGAUCAACGGGUUGUAUCCGGUCACAACUGUGGGCUGUGGGGGCAGGUCUCAGCAGGUCUCAGUGUGCUCAAGCUAUCAGUUGAAGUGCGAGAUACCAGGAACGGUGCUUACAAGUAUUGCAGAUUCAUUCAUACGGUGCGGCAUGUACAAUUUGGACAAUCUCGGUAUUCGCGCGAAACUGCACCGGUAGACAAAAUGUGGCGUCUCACAUUGUGCAAGGAUCGUGCAGUCAAAUCUUGAUAGGCAUGCACAAUCUAGUGCGGAUUGAACAUCCAGAUAAUACAUGCGAGGUCGCAUUCGAGUUCGAAGUUAUCUUAACCUA